Coregonus clupeaformis (lake whitefish) is the source of this 1175-nucleotide messenger RNA. RefSeq names its product transcription factor 15. Lineage: Eukaryota; Metazoa; Chordata; Actinopteri; Salmoniformes; Salmonidae. The transcript is spliced from 2 exons. Gene Ontology annotation, molecular function: protein dimerization activity; DNA-binding transcription factor activity, RNA polymerase II-specific; RNA polymerase II transcription regulatory region sequence-specific DNA binding. Bases 170 to 733 code for a protein of 187 amino acids. The record is from RefSeq and is a predicted model, not a curated record. Gene Ontology annotation, biological process: developmental process; regulation of transcription by RNA polymerase II.
ACGGCAACACCAUCCUAUGGGGAUAUGUCAAAACAAUUUUUUCCUAUUCGAGGGGGAAUUCCUAUGCAAGUUCUGACCUCAACGGCUGUCCAUGAGCACAAAUUAAACUGUAGGCUUCUUCUCUAAGGAAUACUUUAUUCAUUGUAAUUGGGUUAUACUUUAGUUUAUAAUGGCUUUUACGAUGUUUCGGCCGGUGGCAACUCACCCCUUCUCCUCCUACCCUCCUGACCUCAACAUGAUCUCGGACGACGAGGAGAACCGCAGCGAGAGCGACGGCAGCUCUGACCAGAGCUAUGGAUGCUGUGCCUCUUCAGAUAAGACUUGUCGGCAGCUUUCCCGCAUGGUGGGAGUCGGUGGGGUUGUUGUGGUCAAACAGCGCAACACAGCCAACGCCAGGGAGCGAGACCGGACCCAGAGCGUCAACACGGCCUUCACCGCGCUCCGGACACUCAUACCCACGGAGCCGGUGGACAGAAAGCUCUCCAAAAUUGAAACGCUCCGGUUGGCGUCCAGCUACAUCUCGCACUUGGCCAACGUUCUGGUGCUUGGGGACGGGCGUGAGGAUGGGCAGCCGUGCCUGAGUGCAGUGUACCGCGCGCAAGGACAUGGCGAGAGGAAGCAACCCAGAACUAUCUGCACCUUUUGCUUGAGCAACCAGCGAAAAUUGGGGAAAGAUGGACGGGGUUGUCUGAAAAUGCAUGGAGCCAGUGCAAUACGGAUGAGCCAAAAAUAGACGGCUCUCAGACUUCAAGGAUUGUUGAAUUCAAGUCAGCACCUCAGGGAAAAAACUCCAGCUAACACACCUACUGUACAUAUACCGACACAUAGGUCAGAAUGCCCUCGAACUUUGGGAAAAGAUUGUCAAAAAGACGAGUUUAAGGAAUUUGUUUGUGUGAGAAAAGGCUGCUCCUCUCUGCCGUAAUGCUGAUAAUGGAAAAUGUGAUUUUGUAUUUACAUUUUCAUAAAUGAGACUUUAUUUGGUUGCCUUUUCAACACCAUUUUGAAUUUUGCUUUAAAAAAAUAUAUUUUUUUACAUAGUUGUAGUUGUCCCUAGUCUUUAUUUCAGCCACUCAAUCCCAAAAAUGUUGUGGUGUUAUUUUGAUAUAACUUACAAAAUGUCUACCAACAAGGUGAUGUAACAGAUUUUUUAAAGAUAAAGUAUGUCUGGGAAUUUC